This is a messenger RNA of Strongyloides ratti, 1083 nucleotides long. Its product is annotated as FMRFamide receptor. The coding region runs from base 1 to 1083 and encodes 360 amino acids. The record is from RefSeq and is a predicted model, not a curated record. Lineage: Eukaryota; Metazoa; Nematoda; Chromadorea; Rhabditida; Strongyloididae. Gene Ontology annotation, cellular component: membrane. The transcript is spliced from 4 exons.
AUGAUAAAUAAUAAUUUAUCUAAUAUAUCAUCAAAAGAAUGUUUUUGUAAUAUAAUUACAGAAGAUUUAACAUUCCAACAAAAAAUAUUAAUUUUAGGAUUACUUCCAACUAUCUCAUUUAUUGGUAUUAUUGAUAAUAUCUUUAAUUUUAUUAUAUAUAUAAGAAAUAAAAAUUCCGGAUCCAGAUAUCUUGCUUUUUUAAGCAUUAGUGAUUUUGGAAUUUGUUUAAUGGGAAUACUUGUGAUGUUUGCUGAUUCAUUAAGAACAUAUAAUUAUACAAUUGAUCAAAUGUUUAGUAGAUGUAUGCCAUACCUUCAACCACUUUCUUCAAUGUUUCAAAUGUUUUCAGUAUAUAUUACAGUUGGUGCAGCUAUAAAUUGUUAUUAUUCUGUUUCUCCUCGUCAUAAAAAUAUUAAAAAUUGGUAUUCAACCGUCAAAUUUGCAAAUAAAAUAGCUACAUACAUUUUUGUUUUUAUUGUCUUAUAUAAUAUUAUACUUUUUAAAGAAUUAGAAACUGUUUUAUGUUUUAGUAAUAUUUAUGGACAUGAAAUUUAUGAAUUAUGCCCAACUGACUUACGAAUAAGUGAAACAUAUAUGACUAUUUAUAGAGGUUAUAUGUAUGCCAUACUUUGUGCUGUAUCACCUUUUUUAAUACUAUGCAUUUUAACAAUAGGAAUAUUAUCAAAUUAUAAAAAUAAAAAUAAUAGUAAAAUUGAGGAAUUUAAAGAUAAUAUGUGUAUGAAUAAUAUUGAAAUAAAUGAAUCAAAUAUAAACCAAAAUCAUCAAGAUGAAGAAUCACCAAUUGUUUUAAUAUUAGUAGUUAUAUUAUUUUUAAUAUGUAAUAUAAUUCCAUUAGCAGUCAAUAUUUGUGAAUUUAUACCAGGACUUCUUAAUGAAGAGCAAUUACAUUUCCUCUCUGAUAUUGGUAAUAAUUUAGUUGUUUUUAAUGCAACGGCAAAUUUUUUUAUUUACGCAAUAUUUUCAAAUUCAUAUAGACAAGAUUUAUUAAAUUAUAGUACAAAAUUAUUUUGCUUUUUUACAAAUACUAGAUUAUUACAAACUUCAGAAGCAGUAAUAGUAUAA